Messenger RNA from Plodia interpunctella (Indianmeal moth), 1041 nucleotides. RefSeq names its product transmembrane emp24 domain-containing protein 1-like. The transcript has a single exon. Lineage: Eukaryota; Metazoa; Arthropoda; Insecta; Lepidoptera; Pyralidae. Gene Ontology annotation, cellular component: endoplasmic reticulum; COPII-coated ER to Golgi transport vesicle; Golgi apparatus. Gene Ontology annotation, biological process: intracellular protein transport; endoplasmic reticulum to Golgi vesicle-mediated transport; Golgi organization. The record is from RefSeq and is a predicted model, not a curated record. Bases 264 to 998 code for a protein of 244 amino acids.
AUAAACAGCGUUAUCGCAAAAACUCAUGCUAGCAUAGUACAUCAUACCGUACGUUAGAUCUGAUAUAUCUGAUGAACUGUGAAUUUGACCUACCUAAUAUUAUUCAUUUAAAAAGCAAACAGAUUGUUUUAACCACGUUUUGAACUGACGGUUGUAAUGGACAUGGCAAGAGCAACUGAAAACACCUGUAUAAAUAAAGCUUUAUAGCAAGUCGUAGUAUCCACUUCACUGAAAUUCUUUGCUAUAAUAACGUAUAAAUAAAAAUGUUAAGAGUCUCGUAUUUUUAUAUUACAAUUUUAAUAUUGUGCGCAAGAUACGCCGCGCAAAGUGUUCAUGAGACAGAUCUCAACUUCCGGAUAGAGCCGGGCGCCAGAACAUGUUUCUUCGAGAAAGGCAGGGCCGGCCAGAUGAUGGAGACCUACUACCAGGUGCUAGACGGCCAGCACGGCGAGUUGGACAUCACAUUUGACAUAAUAGACCCCAGUGGGGAAAAAAUGGUCCACGAUUAUAAAAGGUCACAGAAUUCCAUCAUCAGGGAUUUGCAACUAGACGGCGAUUACGUGUUUUGUAUGGACAAUAGUUACAGCGUGAUGAACUCGAAGUUAGUGUUCGUGUAUGUGAUGAUCGAAGAUAAGCAAAACAAAGAGGUAGAAGCGGAGGUCGCAGUAGAAGAGGGGGGCGUGGAACAUAAAGAGGAGCAAGUUUUAGAGUGGGAGGGGUUCGACGAGUACGGGAAUGCGUACUAUAUCGAAGUGGAGCGGAUCGCGGAGUCCCUGAAGGUGACGCUCAAACACGUGGUGAAGGCGCGCCAUAUGCUGGACGUGUACAGCGCGGCCAAGGCGCGGGACAGCUACCUGGCCUUCGAGGAGACCUUCGUGGUGGAUGUGUGGUCAGCCUUCCAGAUCAGCGUCAUGUGCCUCGUCGGCUUCGUUCAGGUUUAUAUGAUUAAGAAAUUGUUCAACAGAAGCAGUAAUAACCAAAUGAACGACUUUUAUUAAAAUGUUGUAAAACUGUUAUUUAAAGUAAAUAUCUAUAAUAUUA